AAAACGGCGGAUGUCCUCCAAGCCCGUCGCAAUCACGAAGCUAAGCCCCGUCCGACCAUUGAACGGCUGCAAGCGCGCUCGAGGAAGAUGGCAAGGUGGUAUAUCCCAAAGAGCGCAGUCAGUUACCGUAUUCGGAACUUUCUUCUCAAACUGUUGCCUUAUUCCUGGAUUGUGGCCUUCCAUGCCAAUACCCUUAGAUCUGAGAUUGAGCUUAGCUGA
Cladophialophora psammophila CBS 110553 is the source of this 219-nucleotide messenger RNA. RefSeq lists its product as uncharacterized. The record is from RefSeq and is a predicted model, not a curated record. The annotation marks the transcript as partial. The transcript has a single exon. Lineage: Eukaryota; Fungi; Ascomycota; Eurotiomycetes; Chaetothyriales; Herpotrichiellaceae.